Messenger RNA from Rhincodon typus (whale shark), 2357 nucleotides. It is a transcript of the gene pdrg1, whose product is annotated as p53 and DNA-damage regulated 1. Gene Ontology annotation, biological process: protein folding. Gene Ontology annotation, cellular component: prefoldin complex. NCBI's taxonomy places the organism in Eukaryota, Metazoa, Chordata, Chondrichthyes, Orectolobiformes, Rhincodontidae. The record is from RefSeq and is a predicted model, not a curated record. The transcript has 5 exons. The coding region runs from base 53 to 451 and encodes 132 amino acids.
CUGUUGAUUGACAGCUCGGGCGGAGACGGUUAGAAGUUGUUUGAGGGUGAAAAUGGCGGGGAUGUCGGAGCAGGUGAUGAACUAUCUGACUGAGGUGGAGGAGCUGGCGGAGAGUUUGCUGGCUGAUAAACAGCAGAUUGUUGACCUUGAUUUGAAGAGAAAUCGGAACCGUGAAGCACUGAGAGCACUACAUAAGAGCACUGAGAAGUCUGGUAAUGUGAUGGUUUGUUUUGGAAACAUGUUUAUCAAAUUCCCCAAUUCUAGAACUAAAGAUAUGAUCCAGAAAGAUCAAGAACAAUUGGAUGAAGAGAUACAUAAGCUUUAUAAGCAGCUGAAAGUGAAAGUUAAUCGUUUGAAUGAAGCUCAAGGAAAACCUGAACUCAAAGGAUUCAACCUUUCCCCUUUAACCCAAGAAGAGAUGAGUGCCAUUGAAAAGACUCUGAAGAGCUGAAAGUUGCUUAUGACUUGUAAAUUGGUGAGAACUAGGCACAACACCAUGUACUGGAGGAACAGCUACUUUGGAAAACAUGGAAGGCACAUAUGCAACUUGGGCCAUUAAAGAUGUGGGAUUUUUGCCAACAUUGCUCAAGUUCCAAGAUUUAUCACAAGGAUUUUCAUUGGGAUUAUAAUAUCUGAAAUCAUUAAUCCUUGAAUUAUAAAAGAAGAGGGCCACUUUAUCCAUCAUGUCCAUUAGUGGCCAACUCCCUCUUCUUUCUUCCCCAGAUUUUACUUGGGGUUUGAACAGUUGCAAUAACUUGCCAUGGCUGAAUACUUGGCCAAUGAACUUUAAGAUUAAAAUUGCUGGAUUACCGAAUUAAAUGCUGAUCCUUUUCGUAACCAUCUUAUUGGUUUUUUCCAUGCACUUGGUUUGCAGAAAGUGGAGUUUUAUUUGUUGCUUUAUAUAAUAAUUUGUGAUAGUAUGAGCCAUGUGACAUUAAAUCUUGAUCACUUAUAGUUACAAUUAUGGCUGCCUGGGAAAAUAAGUUAGCCAAUGUUUCAGUUUUCCUAAAUAAAACCUGAAAGAACUGCGGAUGCAAAAUAGAGACAAAAAUAGAAAUUGUUGGAAAAACUCAGCAGGUGUGGCAGCAUCUGUGGAGAGAAAUCAGAGUUAACAUUUUGGGUCCAGUGACCCUUCCUCCGAACUUUGCUGUCCUGCUGAGCUUUUCAAGCAAUUUCUAUUUUUUUGUCUUUUUAGUUUUCCUGAUUUAGUUCUGGAGGAAGUAAAGUCCCUGAAAGACAAAAAAGAACUAGAAACACUCAGUUUCACUCCUUGAAUUAUGAUAUCUUAGCCAUUCUUGGCCAAUGGCAGUGAAGUUUUAAAUUUAUGCCCAAAAUAUGGGCAUCACUGACAAGUCUAGCACUUGUUGCCCAGAUGUACCUGGUGGGUGUUUAGGACUUGGAAUGGUAGUAGAGCUUUAUUACAACCUAAUAGCUUAAUUCACUCCGAGUCCCAGUAAGAAUCCAAACUCCAUAACAAUCCACUGUGUGGUGCUUCAAGGCAUUUGUACUUUUUAAAGGAUUGGGGGCAUCUGGUCGCCCUGGCUCAUCCAUCCUCCGAACCCAGCAUGUUACUUUUGAAGUGGUUCCAGCCCCAGAUCCAAUACCACUGAGCCAAAUGGGAUAAGUUCAGAAUAGAUCAAACAGCCCUAAGAUGGACAUUCAGGAGACACUGCGGGUCAUUGGAGCACCAGAAUUUAUUCAACAAUAAUCUUGCUUAAAAUAUCCCUCACUUUACCAUCAAGCCAGGAGACAAUUAAUUGUUCAAUGAGGAUUGUGGAAUUAGGACCAAGUGUAUCUAAAAAUGAGAUGCUAAUUUAAUGCAGCUACUACAGUACUGCAUGCUAAACAGUAGAAGUGGCAUAUUUAUAGACAAGGCAAAGAGGUCAUUGUUCUAAUUCCUAGGCCGUUAUUCCUAACAGAUCAGAUCAAAGUAUUGCAGUUCUUUCAUAUCCAGUUAUCAAUGGUGGGGAUCAACUAAACAACUAAUUAGCAAAGGAUGCUCCAUGAAUACCCCCAUCUUCAAUGAUGGUAGGGCUGACCAUUAAUUGAAAAUACCAGGAUAAAGCAUUUGCAGCUAUCUUCAGCCAGAAAUGACAUUGAUAAUCUAUUUAAGCCUCCUCCUGAGAUCACAAGCUACAUGGAUACCAGUCUUCAGCCAAUGAGAUUCUCUAUAUCAAAAAAAAACAACUAGGUGUGGUGGAUACAGCAAAGGGAAAAGUCCCUGAAAGCACUCUGUUAAACAUUUGGCAUAAUGCUUAGUGUAUGAGAGUAAAGAAAUAAGAUGGUGUUUUAAUUUUGUUUCACUGGAAACUGCAUAAGAUUUUCUUUCUCUAGAAAUAAAGCUCAUUAAAUUAUGA